Molecule: messenger RNA, 1761 nt
Organism: Zychaea mexicana
Lineage: Eukaryota; Fungi; Mucoromycota; Mucoromycetes; Mucorales; Lichtheimiaceae
Product: major facilitator superfamily domain-containing protein
Exons: 6
Coding region: 1-1761 (586 amino acids)
Biological process (GO): transmembrane transport
Molecular function (GO): transmembrane transporter activity
Source: RefSeq, a predicted model, not a curated record
AUGAGCGAGAAAGAAAAAGAACAGCACGCUGACACCAAGGAGGAGAUCCCUGAAGCACCAACUGCUGAUGAUAUCUCAAAGCUUGUUGCACCGGGCGUGAAGAAGGCCGAGCUCGCCAAGUUGAACUCCAGCAAAUGGAACAUCUAUGCUAUUUUGGCUGGUAUCCUCAAGACCGUUAGCAGCAUUCUGCAGUCCAUCAUGUUUCCAACCUUCUCCAAACUUUCCGAUCUAAUUGGCAGAAUUGAAGCAUUCGUGUUAGCUCUUAUUCUGUAUAUCAUCUCAUAUAUCGUACAAGCGAAUUCCAACAAUUAUGGAACUUUUGUGGGUGGCCAAAUUCUGAAUGCUUUUGGCGACACUGGCAUUACGAUCCUAAUCCCUAUCAUCACUGGAGACAUGACCAAUAUCCGCAAUCGAGGUUUCUACCAUGGUGUUCUUCAGCUUCCAACCAUCAUCAACAUGUUCUGCACUUCGUUGGCUGUCGAUAGUCUUCUCUACACUGGUGAAUACCCGGGACAAUGGCGUUGGGGUUAUGGCAUGGUCCCUCUCAUCAUCUUCUUCUGCUCGCUUCCUAUUUUGGUCGGACUUUGGUACCCCCAGAUGAAGGCUCGGAAAAGUGGCAAGCUUGCAGAAUACCGUGAAGAGCGUCGUCGCAUCAUUGGCAAGCGCACUUUCUGGCAGACACUCAAAUUCUUUGGCACCGAGCUGGAUUUUGUUGGAUGCAUCUUGCUCGUUGGUGGUCUGUGUAUGAUUCUUCUUCCCUUCCAACUGGAGUCAACGUGGGGCGGCUGGACCGAUUCACGUACAUUGGGUUGUUUGAUUGGCGGCUUCUUCACUUGGAUUGCUUUGUUCUAUUGGGAGCUCAAGGUCGCCACAAAACCAGUUUUGCCCGUCGGCAAAUGGCCCAACAAGACUGCAUUGCUUGGUGUUGCUGCUGUAUCAGCUAACACCAUUGGCUCGUCGACAAACGGUCUUUACCUCCGAACAUAUCUCCAAAUCACUCGUAAAGUCACUGCUGGUAGAGCUGCACGGUUGGUUAUCGGUUUCCCUGUUGCUGCCAUCACUUUGCAGGCCUUCGUCGGUUAUAUGAUGAUGAGAACCCGUAUCUGGCGCCCAUACAUGUGGACUGGUAUUUGCAUUUUGAUUAUCGCUCUUGGUCUCAUGACCCAAGCCCGUCAACCCCACUCGUCGGACGUUUUCCUUGUUGUUUCCCAGGUCAUUGCUGGCAUUGGCACUGGUUUCAUGGAAGUACCCUUUAUUGUGGCCGUUCAAUCGUCUGUCCCUCACGAAGAUCUUGCAAUGAUCACCGCUUUCUACCAGAUUGGUCAAUCUAUUACUAGCAGUGUUGGUUCUACUAUCGCUGGCGCUAUCUGGAACCAACUGCUGCCUCAAGAAUUCGAAAAGCACAUUCCCGGUGAAUUCAACACCAAGGAAAUUUUGGCCAGCAUUACCUACGCUCAAAGUCUUCCCGAUGAUCAAUAUGCAGGUCUCCAGGAGGCAUAUGGAAAUGUGCAACGCAAACAAACCAUCAUCCAUCUCUGUAUGGCUAUCCUGACUCUGUUCUUGACUUUCCCUAUGAAGUCGUUUGGCUUGCGAAACAGCAAGCGAUUCGAAGAAGAUCCCGACGAUAGCAAACUGGAUGAAGUCAGCACCAAGAUCGGUAGCGAAAGUGAAAUGGACAAGAAGAUCGCUGACGACUCAUCGCCUGAACACGAUAUCAAGCCCACUUACCUUCAGCGAUUCAAGAAAUACGUUCUUUCUUAA